CCCAUCUGGCCGCACAUUUUUCGUCUCUUUGCGUUUACGGAGCUAGUAGAAGAAGCGAUCUGCAAAUCCGCCAUCUCUAUCAUCCAACGCUUAGUUUGCAGCCAUGUCGAAGAGGAAGAAUAGAGAGCCUAAGGAAGAGACUGUAACUCUUGGACCUGCAAUCCGUGAAGGAGAACUUGUUUUUGGUGUCGCUCAUAUCUUUGCAUCUUUUAAUGACACAUUUAUUCAUGUUACUGAUUUGUCUGGGCGUGAAACUUUGGUCCGCAUCACUGGUGGAAUGAAAGUGAAGGCUGACAGAGAUGAAUCUUCGCCUUAUGCAGCUAUGCUUGCAGCUCAAGAUGUUUCUGUUCGAUGCAAGGAACUUGGCAUCACUGCUCUUCAUAUUAAGCUUCGUGCCACUGGUGGAAACAAGACCAAGACUCCAGGUCCAGGUGCUCAAUCUGCACUUAGGGCUCUUGCUCGGUCAGGCAUGAAAAUUGGUCGCAUUGAGGAUGUUACUCCAAUUCCAACUGAUAGCACUCGCCGAAAAGGUGGAAGAAGAGGAAGGAGGUUGUAAUUGGUUUGGUUUUGUGUUUGAAUAUGUUGGGAGUUUUACUAUCUGAAGGUGGUUUAUGUUAUUUUUUCUUCUAUUAGAUGAAAUUCUGUUUUUUGAUUUUGGUUGACUGGUUGAAUAUCUUUGUUGAGUUUUGUUUUUUUACAAUGCUAUAAACAAGUUAUUUUUUUUAAAUCA
This is a messenger RNA of Impatiens glandulifera, 730 nucleotides long. Its product is annotated as 40S ribosomal protein S14-2. The transcript has 6 exons. Gene Ontology annotation, molecular function: small ribosomal subunit rRNA binding; structural constituent of ribosome; mRNA 5'-UTR binding. The record is from RefSeq and is a predicted model, not a curated record. The coding region runs from base 104 to 556 and encodes 150 amino acids. Gene Ontology annotation, cellular component: ribosome; cytosolic small ribosomal subunit. NCBI's taxonomy places the organism in Eukaryota, Viridiplantae, Streptophyta, Magnoliopsida, Ericales, Balsaminaceae. Gene Ontology annotation, biological process: translation; maturation of SSU-rRNA from tricistronic rRNA transcript (SSU-rRNA, 5.8S rRNA, LSU-rRNA); ribosomal small subunit assembly.